UUCAGAAAAACUCACGAAAAGGGAAGGAGCAGAGCAGAGCAGAGCAGAGCAGCAACAGCGGUAAGCAGCAAGCCAGCAAUGGCUCCGUCGAAGGGGGUGAUUAUUACGGUGCCAGUACUAGUACUAUCAGUUGCAGCGACAGCUAUCUUUCUCUUCUUUCUCUUCCCUUUCCUCUCCUCCUGCUCCCGCCCCGCCACCAUCACCACAGACGACAGCGGAAGUUUCGAUAGAUCUGACAUUCAAAUCUCGGCGACAGAAGAAGACAUAGCUUGGGUGAAAUAUCAGAUCCAACAAAACAAACUCGAGAUGCUGCCUAAUGUUCUACGCAAGGGCAUUAACCCUCGGACUCGCGCCCAACAGCUGCAAGAUUUAAAUCAGUUCAAGGGCAUAUCGCACUACGAGGGAGAGGAAGCAAACAACCACACUGCUCUGCCUUGCCUCGGGGAAUUGCUUGUAGAGGAGCAUCACAGCAACUAUGGAGAGCCCUGGGCUGGAGGUCGCGAUGUGUUUGAGUUCCUUGCAGAGUCCAUUAAACUUAGGCCUGAUGCCCGUGUCCUUGAGAUUGGAUGCGGCACUCUCCGUGUUGGGUUACAUUUUAUUCGUUACCUUAUUCCGGAGCAUUACCAUUGUUUAGAAAGGGAUGAGCUUUCUUUGAUGGCCGCAUUUAGGUAUGAGCUUCCAUCUCAGGGUCUAUUGCACAAGCGCCCUUUGAUUGUGAGAGGCGAAGAUAUGGAUUUUAAUAGGUUUGGUUCUGGAAUUCGGUAUGAUUUGAUAUAUGCUAGUGCUGUUUUUCUUCACAUGCCGGAUAAGCUUGUUUGGGUAGGACUAGAGAGGUUGGUGACCAGGUUGAAACCUUUUGAAGGAAGGAUUUUUGUCUCUCAUAAUAUAAAGUUCUGCUCACGGUUGGGGGGAGAGGAGUGUACAAAGCGGUUGACAAGUCUAGGACUCGAAUAUAUGGGUAAACACACCCAUGAUAGUUUUCUCUUCAACCACUAUGAGAUUUGGUUUGAGUUCAGACGGUUGAAGGCUUAGGGUUCUCUAAAAUUAUUCUUCAUGGAUUCAGUGGAUUGGGAUUCAUUUGGAGGAAAGAAGCCAAUGGUAGCUUCAGUAUUCUUUCUGUGUUGCAUCAUCACAUUCUUGGAGGCUGAACUUUUCAAUGUUAUGUUGACAUUUAUAUAUGAAGCAAGAGGUUGACCGUUCAGAUCUGAAUGAUAAGUUGGCAAGAAGUUCUGAUCCAUUGAGGUUUUGGGAUAUUUCAUCCUUAACCAUGGUUCAAGUCGCUUAGUACUGCAUUGAAGGGUGAGGGAGCUGUGACAUUUGUUGCAUGUCUCAUGUUGGGAUUACUGCUAAAAUCAGAAUCAACAGUUAGGAUUUUCAUUGAAACUCAUGAUGUAAAUGGAUCUGUUGAAGUUGUUUAAGCUUUUAUUGUUGGCACAUCAGAUUGGUAAAACAAUUUUGACUUGUCAAUGAAUAUCUAUUUUUUUCCCUUUUUUUGGUUCAAUCAAUGAAUAUUUAAAUGACAUGUAAUUUGAGGGUAUGUUAGCAGUUUUUUUAUUUAAUUCUAGAUGGAAGCAUA
Messenger RNA from Nelumbo nucifera (sacred lotus), 1576 nucleotides. RefSeq lists its product as uncharacterized. NCBI's taxonomy places the organism in Eukaryota, Viridiplantae, Streptophyta, Magnoliopsida, Proteales, Nelumbonaceae. The record is from RefSeq and is a predicted model, not a curated record.